Messenger RNA from Mesorhabditis belari, 345 nucleotides. The record is from the annotation of a GenBank genome assembly. NCBI's taxonomy places the organism in Eukaryota, Metazoa, Nematoda, Chromadorea, Rhabditida, Rhabditidae.
AUGUUUGUUUAUAAUUCACAGACUCCUCACAUGUUUCUGCAGAUUGAUGAUGCUCUUCAAUGUCGAUGCGCUCGAUGCGUUGCCUUCAAAUUGUUGAAGAAGGCCGGCUACCUCAACCAAUACAAGAUCGACGCCGAGUACAACAUCGACAGAAGCUACGAGAAAGUGAUCACUCAUAGCUACCGUCUGCUCCGCUCGUGGAACUGGUGGAACUGGUGGAGCACUGAUUUGGAGAUUGUUUCCAACUCGAACAACCGCGUGUCAGCUUUGGUCGAGAUUGAGCCCGAGAAUCGCCGCUACGUCAACCUCACCAUCAACACUCCCGAGGCAAAGGUUCUUUUUUGU